This is a messenger RNA of Amoebophrya sp. A25, 6391 nucleotides long. The record is from the annotation of a GenBank genome assembly. NCBI's taxonomy places the organism in Eukaryota, Dinophyceae, Syndiniales, Amoebophryaceae.
CAGUGUUGGUCAGUUGCCACUCAAGCUUACAUCUUCUAACUUCAAUAAACCUUUUAAGUAGAAUUAUUAGUUCUUCAUCUGAAAUAAGUGAAAAUAUUCUACUCGUCACGCGCUUGCGCAAUUCACCUCUAUUCUUUUCCCCACUAUUGCAGUUGCUUUUUACGAGAUUCUGGUUUGCCUUGCAUCCCAGCACCACGAUAAUCGCUUGUGAAAUUUCUCCGAAAUUCACCAACUUUUGUUCCCCACUUCUGUCUCCUGCAUCAUAAACUUAAAUAUCCCCUUUUUACAGUUAAUGUUAAAGGAGUAUAAUGUCCUAGGUCGUAGCGGGUAAGCACUAGCUCAACUAGAACUACAGGCACUACUGUGUGGUCGGAUGGUUUUAAAGUUGUGAUGCUUCAACUUUCAUCAUAUUGAGUACCUGAACUGCAGCAGUCUGUAACUAAUGUUCUCAAAUAAUCUGAGUUUUUGUGUCAAAUAUUGAUACUCAUACAUCUACACUCAGUCUCAGUGUGGCAUCGAAACGACCCACGUGACAACUAAAGAAUCUCUCAUCGAGACUUCACGAAAACAUUAAACUAUUUUCAGUCGUCUAUCCGUCCUUCUACUAGUACCUUACACGCAUUAAUAAUCGCUUGUGGAUUAUUUUCAAUCAUCAAUGUGAAUCGCAAGAUUCAGUAGAGCUGUUAAAUUAUUACCACUCUUGUGUCAAUGUCAAAAAGUUUCUUCUCGGCGAUUUUCUUCCAGUGCAAUAGAUGGAGCGGCUAGUAGUUGUCUUUUUUUCUCGUAGUGAAAAAUAUUUCUUUUGUAUGUAGCGGUAGCCGCGUUGGCGUUUGAUGACAGAACUAAGUGUAAGGUGUCGCACUGCGUAGUCGGCUCCUCGUCCCAUUUAGAUUAUAUCUUCUUCUCCAACUCCUACUCCAUCAUAGACCUAAAGAAUUCGUUGUCUUGUUCAUCGUCCCGAGUUGAAUACGUUUGCUGUUCGUGACUUCUUUCGCAUUUCAUAUAGAAGAUGACAUUUGUGUCUUUCUCAUCACCUAUUGGCGACGAUCAUUAUCCCAAUAUUUGCAAGUAGUGUCAGACAUGUUAAUGGAAGACUCUCUCCUCGAGGAAUUGACGCACUAGUACUAGUAGUAGUAAAAAAAGAAAACUCAUCUAAGCCAGCAGCGACAUCUGCUACGUUGACAUCUAGUACUAUGGCAAAUGAGCAGGCCUCAUAUGAUUUGAAUUUACCAUAUUUCUCAUUGAUUUUUAUCCUUUUAUCGGCGCCGUGACAGUUUCAAUAUUAACUCCUCCAACCUUAUACAUCUAGCGGCUUGCAUCCACCAUGUCAACCAACAGGGCUCAUCGAUCUCCCAAACACAAAAUUGUAAGAGUGGUCCACGCAAGACUUUUGUAGUUAUCUUUGUUAUCUUCUCACAACGUCGUCCGAUAGGAAUUUAUAUUCAUCACAUCAUAUUACGUCUUCUACUUAUUAUUUUUGUGACGAGACAGACCUGCUGAGACUACGCACAGUUUGAUCUUCUAACUAGUAAGCAGUAAACAAGUUGAAGUUCGUUCCUGAAUGAAGAAGCGCGAAACUGAAAGUGAAAGCUAAGGUGGAUUCUAACUAAGAAGUAAAUAAGUGCGCUCUUUCUCUUACUAAGGACUAAAGUACUAGUGAAUCCGUGGAUUCUAACCUCCAAGGAGCAGUAAACGUAAAGUAGUGCUCCGAAGGGCGUUUUAUCCAAAGAUGACUAGCUUUAGUGGGGGCGGAAAAAACACUAGAGCUUCAGCCGACGUCGAUGUCGGUGAAGAAGCAGCCUUGCUACUGGAGCAGGACGAAAAGUGCGGCACUAUUGACUUAGUCAAAAAUGUGCGUGUUCUGUAUUUGGAGGAACCGCCACUCGAGCGCUUAUUUUCCUCGCUCCUGCCUCCGGGUUCGUGGCUCUGGCAGAUCUAUGUCCGUGUCGCGCUGCUUUUCUUGAUCUUCUUCUUCGCAGUCGACAUUGUCGGUGGCGGUAUUGUUUUUCAGAUGCUUGUCGAGACCAGCACCAGCGCGCACCAUUUUCACCCUGCAGAUGAAGUAGUCGAACUAGAUCCGGGAACACCGAACUACGGCCUCCACCAACAUUCGGUCUGGUUCGAGGGUGGACAAGGUGGAAACGAAGCUGGAGGUGGAGAUGAAGCAGCUGGAGGAGGGGGAAGCCCUUCUUUUGAAGCGGUGAGUGCGCCUUUGCUCGGAGGCCAUGGUGACACGACACCAGACAGGAACACGACAGGCAUGUCGGCGUUUGGCGAGGAUUCGAAAAAUAACGUGGCCGGACCGUCCACACAACUCCUGCAGAAACCAGGGGAAGCACACGCAAGCAGCGACCAGCAUAGAAGCAAACGAGGUGGCGACGCCGUCAGCGGUCACAACCACACGGCGAUGUCGGAAAAGGGCUCGGGCGAUGCCGGACGAAAUGGGGGCGUCCCUAUCUUGCCAGCAGGAAUGUCCGUAUCCCGCAAGCAAACCGCGUCCGGCGAGCGUGCUGAAGCACACCCUCUUGAUGAUGCCACACGGAGCGCCCAGAACCAGACUCUUUUCGCUGCUUACGGUUCGGGGAGUAGAUCCGUUCUGACAGGUGAAGGCCCCGCUGAUGAUAACGGCCCUACUGUGGCUGCGGAUUCGGUGCGGUUGAAGGUGGAUGAAAGCGCUACAGCCGCGCCGAUCGGGGCCUUCAGCGUGCAGCUAGCCGGCCUUGUCUCUCGCUCUCUCUCGUCUGAUAAGAACGGCGCCGGCAGUGGUCGCUCCUUGCGCAGCGUAAGCAAUGUGUCUGCUGUGCACACAUCGCCGCCGCACCUGAAUAAUGGUGCCGACACCGAGCGCUUCGGCAACGUGAGCGCCACUGCCCAUGCAGCAUUUUUGGACAUGACCAAGGGGACGUCAUCGCCACACCUGGCAGAGGAUCGCUUGAGAGCAGUCACGACUCUGAGCCACGUUUUUGACAAGACAACGGCAGGCCAGGAGGUGACGGAUAUUGAUGAGCAUGAAGAAGAAAUGGCGUUGCAAAAGCUGUGCGAGUGGCGACCGCCAGGGCCGGGUGGGCGUUUCGGCCGGCUGGUUUCCCUUUCGCGUCUUGUUAGUCAAAAAAAGGCAAAAGAUCGUGCGUCGGGGUGUAUCACAGAGGCGAAGGAGCUGAGGGUUCUCAUGCACGAUGUGACCCAGCAAGUCUUCUUUGCGACUCCGAAAGUUUUUCAAGGAGGUGGCGAUAUUCAUGGCGGCACGCUAUUUCUGCACGCACUUCCAGAUGACUACAAGGUUGUGGACCCGAUCACAUGUAGCUCGCAGCCACCAGUGGCAGCUAGAGGCCAAGGAGCUUCUUCGAACACCGUGCAAGGCCAAGAACUUGGGCCAAAAGGAUUCUCCUGGAGGUGCCUCUGGCAUAAGUUCGAGACAAAUCUGAACCAAGCCGAGUCGAAAACAGCGGCUGUCGUCCCUCUUCCGAAUAAAAUCCACCCGAAUGGCCUCUUUCAAGGAUGGACCGUAAUGAAUAGCGACACAUGGCGUAACCUUCCGCUGUCGCUUGAUGCGCUUUCUGCGAUGGCGUCAUCUGCGAAGCCUGCAGAGCUGACGAAGAAGGGUGUCCUGGGCUACUUGAGGAAAGCAAAGAACAGGAUCGCGGCAAGGUUCGAGAAGGUUAGGAAGACGGUUUCAAAAGGGUGGCUGAAGAUUAUUGGGAGCAAGAAAGGCCCGCCAAAGGCCGACCAAGUGGAACACGGUGACGAUGCUGGCCGCAGUCCCGGUGGGGCGCAACCUCCCGGCCAGGCGGAUCCUUUGAAGCGUCUCGGCGAGUCGGCUGCGUCGCUCCAGAGUCAAGCAGGGAAGAACCUGGGUCCCAACGAGGUCGUGAUUGUAGGCUUUGGGCCUCAGUGUUUUGCUUCCCCUAGCGUGGAGGCCAAUGCGGAGGUCGACGCGCUGGUCAAGGGUGCGACGGUGGCUGUUGCCGAAGAGGCGGCACUUGAAGGCUCGAUCGAGGACGCUGCUGCGAUGGAAGAGGCGUCCCAGGCUUUUGCGAUGAAGUGUGCAGACCCAACAGGAAAAUCUAGCAACAAGGGCACGGCUAGCGACCUCCUCUUAAAGAUGAGCGCGGUGAAGGGUGAACGUGAAUGGGGCUCUUUUCCUAUUAUACCCUCUAGCCCGGGAGCGCCGCGGGGGACUGCUUCGACGGUGGGUAGCUGGGAGGUGUCUCAAGACUUGGGUCGUGCGCCUGUGAGCAUUUUGGUCGCCAGCUAUGCCUUUGGUGAAACUUCAAGUGGGGCCGUCGGGUCUGCCUCGUCUUUUCUGCGGGUGAUGGAUGAUCGCCCACUUUAUCAAAAAAUGCGGACAUGGGGUUGGAGGCUUUUGAGGGUCUCGCUGAUCAUUGGAGUGUUGGGCGGCAUCCUCGCGUUGCCACCGGUGGGCUUGGUGGUCGUUGGGGCUGUGGUAUCGGAAAUUGCGGCAGCGGUGUUUUUGGGUUCUGUUGUUACCCUUGUGACCAGCUUUCCGGUCGCUUGGGUUCCGACGACUGAUGGCAAAAAGGCCACAGCGGCUAGUGAGGGUCGCAAUCAGGACACAAGGACAGCUGAGACGCGGGUGGCGGGCACUUCGGCUGAUGCGGUUGCUGGCAGUACCGGAGGCGGAGCGGGAGGCACGCGUCGUGAGGAAGCGCCUUCCCCGGGGGUCGGCAGGCAGGCUGCACCUUCUAAAGCGCCGACGAUAAAGGGCCCCCCGGCCCCGGCUAAUGCGGUUGCCUCGGCUACAUCUUCUGACGAGGAGGAGGGGAUGGACCACACCCCGGUUACGGCGGUUGCCCCGAGGGGCGCGCGAGGUGGAGGACCUUCCCCUGCGGUUGGUGGUCCGGCUACAUCUUCUGGCACUACGGAGGGGAUGGAGAACACCCCGGUUAAUGUGGAUGAAGCCUCCCGUCGCAGUGGUCCUACCUCUAAGUCGUGUUGCUAGCCCUGAACUAGAUACGAUUUUUUAUAGUAAAAGAACAUUAUUUGAGAAAAAAAUAAAAAAGAAAAAAGUUCUGACUUCUUGUUGAUCUAGUGAAGAUGAGGGUGACGGGACUGCAAUAUGAUAAUGCUGUUGUUCUUGACAAUUUUUUGCAAAUGUAUGGAGAAGCAAGGAUCAUUCAAGUUGAAUAAGUAAAAAGGGUAAGCUAAGUAUAACAAACCAUAAUGCCACCAAGUGUCAAGAGUCACAAUCUUCUUAUAAUAUUAUUCAUCACGGUCUGUAGUUAGUUAUGUAAGUAUAGUUCUAGAACGACAUCAAAGAGGGCGAUUAUAUCAAAAAAGAAAUGAGCCUUGGACGCAAGAGACAUCUCAGCACAUCAGGAAGGCGAAAAUAAGUUGCAGCAUCUCUUUUUUUGUUAGUCUCUACGGUGGUCGCGAAUUAUGACCACACACAAAUGAAGACAUCCACAUCCUUCACUUUCAUCUUUCUCAUCACUAAUCGUAGCUCAGUCCUAGCGUGGACGUGCUCUGCACGAAACAACUGACGUCGAGCACGGAAUCCGUAUGUACGGUCUGAGGUGCCUUCCCAGAGUCGUUGUUUAAUUGUUUAAAAUGUAUGUAGUUGUGCAACAUGCCCCUGCAGGUGUGCUGACUUGCUCACGGGGCCCCGCUGCGUCGGGUUGCGCCUUAGUUUUUCUACAGGGGUCGAAUGUGCGGCUUCUCCGAUAUCCGUAGAUUUGUGGCCGAAUGUACGGUCUUAUGCGCCCCCAGUGUGUAACUUGGAUGACUAUAUUAGUUCAACUGUUGAACAUGUUAAUUAAUUUUUUGAAAGGGCGGUGGCAUAUAGUCCUAACGCAAAAAAAAAAUAAGUGGCCGCUGGAUGGCCUGCGACAGGGACCCACGCAUGACAUGGGGAUGAGAUAAGAGAAGCUGUGUAUGAUAGUCCUGUGGAAAAAAUAGCAGCUGCGGGGAGGCAUUAUUUGCCUUGUGGAGAUACCCUGACUGAUUGAGUACCUGAUUGACAGCAAGUUUGAUCUUGCAGUAGUAUGUAAAUGCUCAAUGAUUAAUUGUGUAAAAAUUGAUUAGUUCAAUAUAAUUGUGUAAAAACUGGACUUGCACCACGCACCUCCCGCUAGGCACAUUCCUUCACUCUUUCAUACCUAGGAAACUUGAGAAUGAUAACAAUAAAACUCGAUAAUUAUGACAACAAAACUCGCGAAUGAUUAUAACAGAUAAUUUGCUUCUCAUAAGAAGCUGGAUAAACGUAGUUCUUCGUUCUAGUUCUAUUUCAAUCAUGAAGAUGUGAAGAUAUCAAGAUAAUGCCACAUUCAUAAUGAACAACGUAAUGUCACAGCGUGAACCAAGAACGUGGAUAGUUGUACGUCGCCCGUCACUUUUUCAACAAGGAGUCAGAAACAAAAAAACACUGUGCCAC